AGCUCUAUUAAGUAGUAGACCCGUUUGGGGCUGCAUCGUCAAAGCGUUCGGUGGGAAGCGCGCUGGGAACGCACAACGGAAGUUUGUGGCGCAAUCCUCAGCAAUCGCAAACACGCAAACUAGCAUUCGCUGCAACAUCCCAACUUCGUUACAGGCAUCAAAAAGGGUUUACAGCCUCAACGCCCUCCAAAGCAACAGCCGCGUGGUGUCCCCAAUCCGGGCUCUUCCUAGCCUGCGACACGGCCACGUGUGGUCGACUCAUCCCGCGCAUGUGCAAAUCUUCCGAAGCACCCCCACCCCCAUUCAUCGUACGCCUUUCGUCGCCUGCUGCUUUUCCCUUCUAGUGCAAGAGGAAAGGGGGAGGCGAAGUGGGGGAAGGGCAAUGACCUCAGCUGCUUCCCGCCGCCUCCUUCGUACUCUGGUCGGCAUGGGAGACGCCGUUUCCUAUUCUCCGCAGAUACCCAGUAAGGAAGAGGCCCCGCCUGGUAGAAACCAGAGCCUUGUCCGUAUCCCAAGUAAACACCAUGUCAAUGGGAACUGUAUAGUUGAACCUUUUCCAGAGGGAAUGCACAUGGCAAUAUUUGGUAUGGGCUGUUUCUGGGGAGCAGAAAGAAAAUUUUGGAGGCAGAAGGGAGUCUACUCAACUCAAGUGGGCUAUGCAGGAGGACAUACCCUAAAUCCCACCUAUGAAGAGGUCUGUUCAGGAAAAACUGGCCAUGCCGAAGCUGUGCGAGUGGUAUAUCAGCCGGAAACCAUCAGUUUUGAGAAACUACUCAAGGUCUUCUGGGAGAAUCAUGACCCAACGCAAGGAAUGCGGCAGGGGAAUGAUGUUGGCACACAGUAUAGAUCUGCUAUCUACACAUACUCCUCAGAACAGAUGGAAGCUGCCCUGAGAUCCAAAGAAGAUUACCAGAAGGUGUUGACAGCGAAUGGCUUUGGUGCGAUCACAACUGAAAUCCGUGAAGCUCCGGAGUUCUACUAUGCUGAAGAUUACCACCAGCAGUAUCUAAGCAAGCACCCCAGUGGGUACUGCGGUCUUCGAGGCACUGGGGUUUCCUGUUCUGUUGGAGGGAAGGAGUGAGCUUGACUCAUGCAAUGAUGUUCAACACUUCAGUACAAACCGAGCUCAGGAUUGGUGCUACAGUUUGGCUGCCGUCUUCAGUGUACUUACCCACAAGCAAGCGCCACGGUAUCUUCUCAUAAGUAAAAGAUUGAGGGCUGAGCACUGUGUAAAUGCAGCAAAACAGAACGUGAAGCCUUUUGUGAACUGUACCACAGCAGAUGGGGGAAAUCAUGUUUUUGAACGCUCUCCCACAUCAAAUUCCAUAAAUAUAGAAAAUAGCAGAGGAAGGCUUGGCCUUCUGUGGUGUACCAGUUUUAGGAGGGUUUUUUUUUAAGCGUGGAGGGGAGGCAUUAGAAAUGCCACCCCUCAUCUGGAGUUUCUAAUUUUGUUGAACAUGUAUGCACCAGACUCCCAGCACCAUCACUCCGCUUCCCCACACACACACACACACAUACUUACAACAGUAGGAACUGAAUGGGUGUUGCACUAGAUAAAUUUCUGGACCAGAAUUGGUAGGCAAAGGGAGCAUAUGUGCAGGGAGUAGAGAAAUGGAGGUAAUGGAAAACACACAUUUACAGCCUCCCUGGUGGGCGGGGAGGGGAAUCCACUGCAGGGAUUUGGAGUAAUGAAACGGCGGGGGGAGGGGGGGGGCUAACCAGAAUGUUUGCUCAAACACACCAUUUCUCCAUUCUCCACUUCUUUCUCCCAAUGUUGCUUUUUAAAAAAAUUGCAUCAGGGCUCAGUUACCAAAUGUCUGGCUGCGUCCUCAGCUCCUUAACCCUGUGCUGGAUGUACAUUUGUUGCUGUGCUUGGAGAGUUUAAUUUUUGCAAAGGGAGUCCUGGGUAGAGGUUCCGUAGGCACAGCUUACCAUGCCCGCUUAAUAGCUGUGGUUCAAAGGCUUCUGUGGACCUCUUAAGAGGGGGGGGCUUUGCUGAUGGUAAGUGUGAAAAUCGAGAGUUUUUACUUUUGGGAGCCCUCAGGUGAAGGAGUUGCAAGGUUUUUUUCUGCAGCACAAAAGGAAGUUUGCGAUCUUAACUUUAAGCUGUUUCAC
Molecule: messenger RNA, 2115 nt
Organism: Gekko japonicus
Lineage: Eukaryota; Metazoa; Chordata; Lepidosauria; Squamata; Gekkonidae
Gene: MSRA
Product: methionine sulfoxide reductase A
Exons: 6
Coding region: 383-1081 (232 amino acids)
Biological process (GO): cellular response to oxidative stress
Cellular component (GO): cytoplasm
Molecular function (GO): peptide-methionine (S)-S-oxide reductase activity
Source: RefSeq, a predicted model, not a curated record